AACUAUAUGGUCCCAAUAUACUUACACCAACACCACCAACCCCGAAGUGGAUAGUUUUUUUGAAAGUAAUGUUUGGCGGAUUUGCUAUACUUCUUUGGGUAGGAUCUGGUCUUUGCUUAAUUGGGUAUUUGAUACAAACGAAUACGCAGCGUGAUCCGCCAGACGAUAACCUAUAUUUAGGAUUGGCUCUAGCCGUACUUGUGAUACUUACUGGACUAUUUACAUAUUUUCAGUUCGGCGCGGUCACGCUGAUCCGAACUCCAAUCCGGGAGCUAAGCGAGACGGUGCGGGCCCACUUCCGCGACAACACUCUGGCCGACGAGCGUUUACAUCUACCGGCGACCAUCUCCGUGGUCCUAGGAGCGGAUAUGUAUUCGAGAGUGAUGCAGCCCGGCUUCCUGAAGAUCCAGGAUGGACUGCCAGUGGCCUAAAGUACCGUCUUCGGUUGGGUCGUGUCUGGAGCCUGCACUGUUGCAACACGAGCGAUUGCAAGGGGCGAAGGAUGUUUACGUGAGGGGCCCACUGUGCCGCCUCUGGUCAGGAGCGAGUUUUCUGUUCCCGGCUUGCUCUCGCUUUAACGAUGCAAAGCGACCGGGAGCUCGGUUCUUGUGAGCAGGGUAUAAAAGCUGACGCUGAAAUAUAUACCACGACGCCCCUGCCUUUGGAUUUUCAACCCUGAUUUGGCC
Molecule: messenger RNA, 686 nt
Organism: Drosophila serrata
Lineage: Eukaryota; Metazoa; Arthropoda; Insecta; Diptera; Drosophilidae
Gene: JYalpha
Product: sodium/potassium-transporting ATPase subunit alpha
Biological process (GO): intracellular potassium ion homeostasis; potassium ion import across plasma membrane; intracellular sodium ion homeostasis
Cellular component (GO): plasma membrane
Molecular function (GO): ATP binding; P-type sodium:potassium-exchanging transporter activity; ATP hydrolysis activity
Source: RefSeq, a predicted model, not a curated record